Messenger RNA from Maudiozyma saulgeensis, 1062 nucleotides. NCBI's taxonomy places the organism in Eukaryota, Fungi, Ascomycota, Saccharomycetes, Saccharomycetales, Saccharomycetaceae. The record is from the annotation of a GenBank genome assembly.
AUGUCCAAAUUUAUUAAAUCAAGUACAUCUAAGUACAAAUUUGGUGCUCAUAUGUCAACCGCUGGUGGCGUAUCAAAUUCUGUAAUCAAUGCAUAUAAUACAGGUUGUAAUUCAUUUGCUUUAUUCCUUAAAUCACCUAGAAAAUGGGUAUCUCCACAAUAUACACCUGAGGAGAUCGAAAAGUUUAAAAAGUUUGUUAAAGAAUAUAAAUAUGAUCCAAUGACUGAUAUUUUACCUCAUGGUCAAUAUUUUAUUAACUUAGCCAACCCGGAUGAAGAAAAAGCACAAAAGAGCUAUGAUUCCUUUAUCGAUGAUCUUAAGAGAUGUGAGUCUUUAGGUAUUGGUCUUUACAAUUUACAUCCUGGCUCGUCGUUGAAAGGUGAUCACCCAACACAAUUAAAACAAUUAGCAUCUUAUUUAAAUAAAGCCAUUAAGGAGACAGAAUUCGUGACUAUUUUACUUGAAAAUAUGGCUGGAACUGGGAAUCUAGUGGGUAGUAAUUUAGAAGAUUUACAUACAGUUAUAGACCUUAUUGAUGACAAGUCAAGGAUAGGUGUAUGUGUCGAUACUUGUCACACUUUUGCAGCAGGUUAUGACAUCUCUUCGGUGAGUGGACUUGAAAAAUUUUGGGAUAAUUUUGAUAAAACUGUUGGUUUAAAAUAUCUAAAAGCAAUGCAUUUGAAUGAUUCUAAAGCUCCUCUUGGUGCUAACAGAGAUCUUCACGAGAAAUUAGGCGAAGGGUAUUUAACGUUAAAAUUUUUCCAUGUUUUAGCAACACAUUUUGAUUUCUUACAAAAGAUACCUAUUGUGUUAGAGACACCUCAAGAUAAUGACAAUGGAUAUGGUGAAGAAAUUAAAUUAUUGGAAUGGUUAGAGACUAUCCCAAUAGAUUCAAAACUUGAUGAUAAUAAAGAAUUUACAGACAAAUAUACAAACUUACAAAAAAACGGUUCCAAAAGUAGAAAGGAACAAAUGACCAAGUUUGAAGCCAAACAGAAAAAACCAAAGAGACAAGCUGGAACUGAUAUUAUGAGUCAAAUGAAAAAGAAGGUUAAAAAAUGA